CACGUCUCUCGAUUCAGUUGACUUAGGCUGACGUUCCGUUGACCUUUUCCUGUGAUACGUCUGAUGAAUCAUAUCAGGGUGAAAAACGGAUUUGUAACUUAUAAUUUCACUGUGACUCGCAUAAGAAAGUUGUGAACGAAAGAGAUGUCGAUCCAUCAAGCGAAUGAAGUGGUUGUGAGCGAAGGUGAAGACAAUGUUCCAUUGUCGACGUUAAGAACCAAAGACACAAAGUUAAAGCAGAAGAGGGAGGAGAGUAAGGACAUGCAAGUGAAGAAGAAAGCAAAGUUCGAGUGGAGACCGAGUGAUUAUUGUGCAAAGUCAAUUGGCAAACCGAUUAAGUUUACUGGUAAGGGAGGAAACAAGAAAUGUCAUUACGAGACAUUCGAGUUUCAUGGCAAAGAAUAUAGACUAGAAGACUUUGUGGAAUUGGUUCCAGAAAACGGAAACCAAAAGGCCUACAUAGCGAUCAUCAAGGAUAUUUAUAUACGAGAAAAAGAUGGACUUGUGAAAAUGUUGGUGCAAUGGUUUUACCGCAGAGAAGAUAUCGAAGAAAAACAUGUUGGAAAUUGGAAAUGCGAAGACUCAAGGGAAAUUUUCUUCAGAUUCCAUUAUGCUGAAGUGUUUGCUGAAUCUGUGAAGUACAAGUGUUUUGUGUAUUUCGUGCCAGAUGAUAAGCAAAUUCCAAACCGUAUUCAGCCUUUCGUGCAAAUGGUUUAUGAUAAUGUUCACAAUGAGAUGAGGAAGUUCUCUGAUGAAAGCUUUGACGAGGAGCAAAAGUUUGAGAUUGAUAUUCUUGAGGCAAGGACGAUUUCGAGAAUUGGUGAUCUCGUUGACGUUGAGAAAGUCCAAAUGCCUACGAUUCCGAGGCGUAGAAGAUUAGUUAGGAAGUGUGAGAGAAUGAGUACUUCUAAGCCGAUCUCGGAGAAGUCAAAGUCGUUACCAUCCAGUGAUUUGGAUCGUGACAAGAUAUUGGUGGAGCUUUUAGAAGUAGUACUUAAGAACAUGUGUUGUGAAAGUACGGGGACCACCCGAAAGGAUGUUGUUCAGGUGGUACUUGCUCUUGAGGAGGCUUUAUAUGAUUCUUUCGCAGAUGAUAUACCAAAGUAUAAUUACAAGUUGGAGCUUCUGGUCAAGAGACUCAAGAAUUCAAGAGUGCUAGCUAGAGGACUUCUCAGUGGCAAAUUAAAACCUGAACAAGCUAUAAAGAUGAUCGAGAUGCGAUUGUUAUGUUUAUUACUCUGUUGGAUCUCGUUUCUAACGUUAUCAAUCUCAAUCGUUGCAUCGUCGGAUGAUCAAUUCACCGUCGACGGAACAGUACUAGAACUCACAGAUUCGAAUUUUGAUUCGGCGAUUUCAACUUUUGAUUGCAUCUUUGUUGAUUGCUAUGCUCCUUGGUGUGGCCACUGCAAGCGUCUCAAUCUCGCUUUAUUGCAAGUAGAUGCAACUGCUCCAAUUCUAGCUAUAUUGAAGCAGCUCUAUGACCAUGGAGUUCCAAUGGAGUACUAAGGAUCAAGGAAAGCAGAUUUGCUUGUCCGUUACUUGAAGAAGUUUGUUAUGCUUUGGUAUGCUUCGUUGUUAUAUGCUAUGGAAUUGAGGUUGGCUCUGGUUUGCCUUGUGUGUUAUGUUAUAGACAUGGAAUAUAGUAAUGUGAUCCUU
Arabidopsis arenosa is the source of this 1656-nucleotide messenger RNA. Lineage: Eukaryota; Viridiplantae; Streptophyta; Magnoliopsida; Brassicales; Brassicaceae. The record is from the annotation of a GenBank genome assembly.